Striga asiatica is the source of this 3906-nucleotide messenger RNA. Lineage: Eukaryota; Viridiplantae; Streptophyta; Magnoliopsida; Lamiales; Orobanchaceae. The record is from the annotation of a GenBank genome assembly.
CCCUCCCACCCCAACAAAAACAAUUAUACGAUCAAAUUAAAAUAAAAUAAAAUAAAAUCAAAUCAAAAAGGUUUGUUCUGGCUGCUCUCGAUCGUCCAGAAUUCCCUUUUUCGUCUUCGAUCUUCCGAAGAUUAGGGUUUUUGCCCUCAUCUCCACCAAUUCCAAUUUCUCCUUUGAAAGGAUAUAUCAGCUAAUAUACCCACUCGCUCUGUCGGUUCAUUUUCAGAGCUCACAGAUCUGUCAGGUCCACCUGUGUUGUCCGGUUUGCUAGCUCGUCUCCCUCCACCAUAGAUUCGUUUGCUCACAGAAGAUAUGUUCUGGAAGCUCACGGCCCUGUCUGCAUCGUCUCCUCGUAGACAACUGAUACAUGUUGCUGUUCAGUACCUAUUGGAGCUGGGAUGCCAAUUUUUGGUAAAUUGUAACCCUUACUCUGGUCUUCAGUUGAAAAGCAUUCAAUUCUCUGUUUUACCAGUUAAAGUCUGGUCCUUCUCCUCCUUAGUUAUUUCCUCCGAUAACUUUGUCGAAGUUGAGGCUGUGCUGGACAAAGAAAAUUUUACACUGGAAGAGCUUUUGGAUGAGGAAGAAAUCAUUCAAGAAUGCAAAGCAUUAAACAGUCGCCUUAUAAACUUGUACUCCUUGCUUAAACGCUUUUUGAGAGAUAGAUCUCAGGUUGAACAACUUCUGCAUUAUAUCGUUGAGGACCCUCCAGAGGAUGCCGAUAGCAAAAGAACUUUCAAGUUUCCUUUUAUUGCCUGCGAAAUAUUUACUUGUGAAAUUGAUGUAAUCUUGAAGACUUUGGUGGAGGAGGAGGAGCUUAUGGACUUGCUCUUCUCUUUUCUGGAACCAAACCGUAGUCAUAGUGCAUUACUGGCUGGGUAUUUUAGCAAGGUUGUCGUGUGCUUAAUGUUGCGGAAGACUAUUUCACUCAUGAAUUAUGUCAAGGUCCACCAAGAUGUUUUUAAGCAGCUGGUUGAUUUGAUUGGUAUCACAUCCAUCAUGGAGAGCUGGCUAAGCUUGCAGUUGCUUUUUCUGACCUCUCUCCGCUCAUUCAGCUCUUCAUUUUAUCAGGUCUUGGUGCGACUUCUUGGUGCAGAUGAGCAUCUCUACCCCAAUUCAUUCGAUGUAAUGCAGUGGUUGGCUGAUAGCAAUCUCUUAGAAAUGAUUGUUGAUAAACUUAAUACUUCAAAUCCUCCUGAGGUACAUGCUAAUGCUGCGGAAACACUAUGUUCUAUAACCAGGAAUGCGCCAUCACCUGUGGCCAUGAAACUAUCUAGUCCAAGCUUUGUGGAACGAGUAUUUAGUCAUGCGCUUGAAGACUCGCCUUCAAAAUCUGCUCUUGUUCACUCGCUCUCUGUUUGUAUUUCUUUAUUGGAUCCAAAACGAUCAAUAUCUUCAUCAGUCAUGUACUCUUUCAGAAGUCAACACGUGUAUGAACCACCAGCUCAUGUAAAUCCAGAUACUAUAGGUGCUAUGCUUCCGAAACUAGGGGAGCUGCUGAUGCUUUUGAAUGUUACAUCUGAUGAGAAGGUUUUACCCACAACUUAUGGUGAAUUGAGGCCCCCUCUAGGACAGUUUCGUUUGAAGAUUGUGGAGUUCCUUGCCGUGCUGCUAAAAACUGGCAAUGAAGUGGCAGGGAUGGAAUUGGUUGGCUCUGGAACAAUUCAGAGAGUCCUUGACCUCUUUUUUGAGUACCCGUACAAUAAUGCUUUGCAUCAUCAUGUGGAGAGCAUUAUAUAUUCUUGCUUGGAAAGCAAAAAUAGUGCUAUUGUUGAUCAUCUUCUCCUAGAAUGCAAUUUGGUUGGCCGAAUUCUUCAAAGUGAUAGAAGUCCUGAUCUUUCUGAUGAAAUCAACCUGCCAACUAAGCCAGCUUCUGGAAAGCAUGCUCCUCGUGGGGGGUAUUUUGGACACUUGACUCGGAUAGCAAAUAAAUUAGUUCAGUUGGGAAACAGUGUCGUUCAAACACAUCUUCAGGAGAAUAGUGAGUGGAACGAGUGGCGGACCACUGUCUUACAGGAGCGCAGUACAAUUGAGAAUGUCUACCGAUGGGCUUGUGGCCGUCCAACUGCACUCCAAGACAGGACCAGAGACAGUGAUGAGGAGGAUGCUCAUGAUCGGGAUUAUGAUGUUGCAGCCUUGGCCAAUAAUUUAAGCCAAGCAUUUAGAUACAACAUAUAUGAUAACGAUGACAAUGAGGGCCAUGGAUCUCUUGAUCGUGAUGAUGAGGAUGUAUACUUCGACGACGAAUCAGCCGAAGUCGUAAUUUCAUCCUUAAGGUUGGGUGGUGACCAAGGGAGCUUGUUCACAAACUCUAACUGGUUCGCAUUCCAAGACGACAGAAUCAGCGGCAAUCCCCCAAUCGCCACCUCAUCAUCUGAGAUGCUCGACGGACUCAAACCCAGCGUGACCAAAAACCCCUUUGACGAUCUCGACUCGGCCGAUCUGAGCUUAGAGUCCCAAGACAACGGCCCAUUUGGGGCCCGGCCCGCGCCCACAUGGGUGGCAUGGGGCAAUGAGCCCAAUGUUAACCCGUUUGAUGACCCGAACAUAAAAAUCGAGAGUGAUGAUGUUCAAUUAGGUUUGUCAAACGGAAUGUCGAGUUCUGAAUCGAGCUCUAGUGAUGGGUCGGUUAAAUCCAACUCGAGUCACCACAAAAAUGUAGCUGUCCCGUCUUUGUUCGAGGAGGAUGUCGAGUUUGUGGGCGUGGAGUUAGAGGGCACCGAGAAAGCCAUGGAGCAAGCGCUGAAGGAAGGGAUCGUUGGUGAGGCCGGGCCUUUGAAGAGGAACCUCUCGCCGAAAAAGCCCGAAAGCGAGACCCCUCCUGAAACCGGUGCUGGCAUGGAGGAAUUUAACGACGCCAAUUAUUGGAGGGUCGAUCAGGAGUUGACAGUGUUGGAGUGAGUAAAUUUCAAGGAAAGAAUUCGUUUUUCGAAUGUCUGAUCCAAGAUCGCGGGUUUAGAUUAAUGAUAGUGGUCGGUUGUCACCAGUUAAUUAUUAUUGAUUUUUUUUUUUUUCACGCCUGUUUUGCCAGGCUGCGGUCAGUUUUGCUAUAAAGAUAGAUAUUUGUUGUCUCUUCUCUUACCCUGCAUUCAUGUUUUUUACUUGAUCGGUUGCCAGUAAAGAGAAAUGAUUCGGCAAUGUGUAGAAUGAAAAAUUGGGAUGAACCUAUAGAUUGUUUACGAUCUGUGUAUGGAUUCGUGGUUAAUGCUCGGCUCUUCAUCAAGGCUCUGUUUCUGUUUACCAGGAUGUCUCGUUUUCUGAAUGAUUGAUUAAACUCUCGUUCCGUCACGGGUGGUUAUCAAUUGCAUUUUCAAAUGUGCAGUGUGUUGACAGUGUCAGGUAAACAUAAUUUUGGAGAUAGCAGUACGUUGCACUGGAGAUAAAGGAGCCUCUUGUCUUUUGUAUAUUCAGGUAAGAAGUAUUUGGGUUGGCGGGAGGUUUAAGAUGGCAAAGUUUCAAAUUUUCUGUAUAUUCAGGGGAACCAAAGACGAGUUUGGUUGGUAGGGAAUUGCAGGUAUGUGUCGAUAAUACAGCUAUUAGCAAAUGCGAAGUACUAUGCAAAAUAAAGGACCCGUUGGCCGUUGGCUUGUAUUUUGGGUGAAGUUAGGUGUUGUGUGCAUUUCCCUUUUACAAGGUUAAUUUAGUCAUUAGUAUGACUUUUAAAUUGUAAAUUUUGUCAAUGUACUGGUAAGUUGUGUUUGCUAUAUUAAAAGUGAAGGUAACGAUAUUUCAUAGAAACAAGUGUGAGCCGGUGUCGCCGUAGACUUACCAUACUUCAUAUUUUUUUUUCUUGAUCGGUACUUAAUUUUGUAUUUUGAUGUCAUUCUGUAAUGGGUUGUUGAGAAGGAAGAAACAGAAUAAAAAAAAUGACUGGAACGGGUUAAGUUAUUUUGAGAUGUGUAACAUUUG